AUGCAUCUGUCCAUGGGGUCCUCCAAAAUGGCUGAUGGAUUCCAGAGCAAAGUGGUAGCACCUCGUUUUCCAAAGCUAGUUAGAGAGACAGAGGAGUCUGUAACUCUGACUCCUUCGGCCUUCCUGAAGGAGAUGUCUCUCACCACGGAGCAGAGGCUGGCCAGCACUGGGGAGAUGAGGCGGCCCCGGAUUAUCCAGCUUCUAGACAUGAGUGAAACCUCCCAUCAAAAGUUCUCCUCAGUUGACCUGGACCAGAGCUUGUUUCAGCCUUUUCCAUCAGAGGUGGUGUUUCAGAGCUAUGUCCCCCGCGAGGUCUAUGAAGCGCCGCUGAUUCUGAGGAACACCGACAAGGUUCCUCGGCUGGUGAAGGUCGUCCUGGAGAGCUCACCUUAUUUCAAGUUGAUCGGCCCCAGGGAUGUGUACCGUAAGGUAGCACCUGGCAUGCGUUCCACUUUCCGCAUCCUUUUCACCCCUGAGGAGAACAAGGAUUACUUCCACCAGGUCACCUGCAUCACGGAAAGGGAAAAGUUCGUUGUGCCGAUCCGAGCUAUAGGUGCCCGAGCCAUCCUGGACUUCCCUGACCAGCUGAACUUCGGUGUCUGUCCCGUCAAGUACAGCACCCAGAAAACACUGCUGGUUCGCAACAUCGGGAACCGGGAGGCCCGCUACCGCAUGAGCACUCAGAGCCCUUUCUCUGUCGAUCCCUCCGUCGGGACUCUUGGGAUUGGUGAUGCCAUGCAAGUGACAGUGGAGUUUCACCCACUGAAGACGGGGCACCAUUCCAGGUCCUUGGUAGUUCACUACGACACAGGUGAAGAUACCCACACGAGCCUUUAUGGAGCAGCUGGAGAUGUCAACAUCAGGCUAGACAGGAACUCCUUGGCAGUUGAGAAGACUUACCUCUCGCUGUCAAACCACGGAUCCGUGGUCAUCCACAAUCGGAGUGAAAUCAUAGCCCACUUCCAGUGGAAGGCUUUUGCUACACAGGAAGAGGAGGAUCAGCGGAAGCUGAGGCUGUGUCGCAGGCUGCAGAGGCAGGAAGAGGUCAAGACGGAUUGCUUCCUCAAGGAGUGCACGGUGGACCCCACUCUCCGAGAACGCCUUUCCCUUCUCUCCCGCACCUUCCGGAACCAGAGGGCAAAGGUGCAAGGAGACUCCAUGCUUUUCUCCGAUGAGAUCUUCACCAUUGAGCCGAUGGAGGGAGAUGUCUGGCCAAAUUCUUCGGCUGAAAUCAAGGUGAUCUUUAAACCCCGAGAAGCCAGAGUGUAUCAACAAGCGGUCUACUGUGAAAUCUCAGGCCGAGAGGCCAGGCUGCCCCUGCGCAUCAAAGGUGAAGGCAUAGGGCCCCGGCUCCGCUUCAACUUUGACCAGCUGGACAUCGGGAAGGUUUUCAUUGGAUCAGCCCACAGCUAUGAGGCGGUCCUGUUUAACAAAGGAGCCAUCGAUGCUUUCUUCCGGUUGGUCCCUCCAGCUACAGCUCUGGGCUCCUGCUUCACCUUUCUGCCCCGGGAGGGCACCAUUUUGCCGGACGGGCUCCAGGUGAUCCGGAUCUCCUUCAGUUCCACCAUCCUGGGGCAGUUCACAGAAGAAUUCAAGUUCAGUGUGAAUGGAUCCCCUGAGCCUGUGACCUUGACUAUCAGGGGCUGUGUCAUCGGACCGACUUUUCAUUUCAACGUACCUUCCCUCCGCUUUGGUGACGUCUCCUUCGGCUUUCCUCGCACCUUGUCGUGUCGCCUCACUAACACCUCCUUGGUGCCCAUGACCUUCAACCUUCGCAUUCCUGGGGACGGCUCGGGAGAGCCCAGUGUUACCAGUUUUGUUCCUGUGUCGGACAACACUCACUCAUCCUGGAGAAGGGGAGCCCAAGGUCUUGUGAAGCCAACCGAAUUUACCAUCACGCCGUGCAGAGGGACCAUCCGCUCCCAGGGGGUCGUGGAUAUCCAGGUCACCCUGUGUUCCAACACCGUGAAGAGAUACGAGCUGGCACUGGUGGUGGACGUGGACGGUGUUGGCAAGGAGAUGUUGGCAUUGCCUCUCACAGCCAGAUGCAUCGUUCCUCAGCUGCGAGUGCUCAACCCGGUCAUGACAUUUGGACGGUGCUUUCUAAAGUACCCGUAUCGGCAGAUGCUGACCCUUGAGAACGACAGCAAUCUCCCAGGCUGCUAUGCAGUUCUUCCUCAGGAACACAAGAAGGAUGCUCCUGUGUGGUACUCCAGCCCCACGCCAUGCGGGAUUAUCCAGCCUCGCAGCUUGGUGGAGGUCCCGGUUACACUGGAAGCCCAGGUGACGGGAGAGCAGGACACAGUGGCUCGUGUCGCGGUGUUUGGGAGCGAAGGAUCCCCGCUGAAGAUCCAUUUAGUGAGCGUUGGAGAAGGACCAGUUGUCUCCGUGCACCCGAGUAAAAUAAAUUUUGGCCGUAUCCAAGUUUUACAAGAUGCUUCCCAAACUCUCCGCCUCUGCAAUCAGACUGUCAUCCCUGCAUCCUUCUGGGCAGAGAUGGCUGGCAAACGCUCGCGCUGGAGGAUUGAACCCAGUAAAGGAGUGAUCCCCCCCGAGACUGAGGUGUCUGUGACCAUCAUCGCAAACUUGGAUGACACGGAGAAAUUCAGGGACGAGGUGAACCUGUUCAUAGAGAACAGCCGUUCCUAUGUCAUCCCCGUCCGGGCUGUCGGCAUUGGCACCACCAUUGUCACUGACAAACCCUUUGGUCCGGAGCUCAACUUGGGACGCCACUUCAGCCUGGACCCCUGCUGCUACCACUUCAAGAUGACGAAUAAAGGGCGACGCACCCAGUACCUGUGUUGGACAACAGAAGGUUUCAGCCCGUUUCACCGGCAUCAUCGUCUCCCUGCCAUUGGUACCACCAAGGGCAAAGACUCCGCCCAGAACCCCAAACCUGCCUGCCCCGUGUUUAAGCUUCGGCCUCUGAGGAUGGAGCUGAUGCCGGGCAAGACUGUGGAGAUGACCCUGGAAGGCUUCUCCAGCACUCCACAGGUAGUGAAGGAGCGGCUGCUGUGUCACGCCAUGGUGGGGAGCAAGGCAGGGAAGGCACAGAUCAUGCAAGUGGACGUCACCUGUGAGUUUGUUGCUCCCAUUCUGCAAAUAUCCUCCAGAGAAAUCACUUUCCGGGUGGAGAAGCAACCCAGUGAUGUCCUAACUCUUCAGCACAAGCCUCUUUCAUUAAAAAACAUGUCCUCCCUGCCACUCAGCGUUGUCCUGGCCUUGGAGCAACCCUUCGUGAUCUGCGAUGCGGACCGGCAGCCCCUCCCCGCAGAUGUUCAGCCCAUGAAGCUGGAGAUAGGAGAGGAACUUCAUCUCUCCAUCAGCUUUAACCCUGCUUAUGAAGAGGGUUUGAAUACCUGGGUAGCAGAGAAGGCUCUGAAGAUACGCUUUCUCGAGCACCCUCAGGAGGAGCAGGUCACCGUUCGGGGAGAAGUCUACUUCCCCAAUCUCCAUUUCCCGACCAUGGCCGUGGACUUUGGGUGCCUCUUGAAUGACACCGAAGCUGUGCGUUAUGUCAGGAUGACAAACUGCAGCCCACUUCCUGUCCGGUACCACUGGUCCUUCCUGAUGGACAGCCACGUGAACCAGAUGAGGUUCAGCCCUCCAGCACCUAAAUUUUUCAUCAAAGCCCAACCACCUAAGAAGGAGGGAGGCCGGUCGGCGCGCUCAGCAUCUGCAGAGAGCAGCUCCAGGGACGGGGGUGCGGAGGAGCCAGCCGAAGCCCUGGCAGCAGUGGGGGAUCCUGCCCAAGAGCCAGCAGUUGGAGAUGACUCCCUGGAAGCAAAGUUGCUGCCGUCCACUGCUGCGGAGCUGGAAGGUGCUGCAGAGAUGGAGGGUGCUGCGGAGACUCAGAGCCGGGUGAAGAUCAAGGAGUUGAUGCCGUUCACGGAGGCAGAGCCCCUCACCUUGGGAGUGGAGGAGGUUUUUGACAUCCUGCCGCUGUAUGGUGUGCUGCAGCCGGGCGAGAGCGAGCGGGUCACAUUCACCUUCUUUGGCCACGCAAACAUCGUGGCCAGCGUCACGGCGCUGUGCAAGGUGGAGGGAGGCCCGACCUAUGAGAUCGGGCUGAGUGGGGAGGCUUCGCUCAUUGACUACCUCCUAGACACCACGGAGAUCGACUGCGGGCUGAAGCUGUUUAACAAAGUCACCAAAGCAGAGGUCACCCUGCAGAACAGCGGCAAGGUGGGCUUCACCUUCGCGGUGCUCAGCCCCAGCGCGGCCACUGCCAACAGCCCUCUGCCCGGCGUGCCCCUGGUUGUGCCCAGCACGGGUUACAUUGGACCAGGAAAGGAGCAAGUGCUGAAAGUCUACUACCUGCCAGGAGUGCCGGGAGUCUUUUGCAGGACUUUCCAGGUCCAAGUGGGUCACCUGGAGCCGAAAGAAAUCUCCCUCAAAGGAGAGGGGAUCUUUCCCAGGACCUACUUGGACCUGCCCGAGAACACCAAAGGAAACAAACAGUAUGAGAAGAUCCUCCGAGGUGACAGCAAAGGUGGAAGAAGACAGCCAGAGGGUCGAAGCAGUGGUUCUGGGGGAGCCUGCGGCCGUGGAGCCACCCACGAACGACUCGGGCACCGUGGUGAGAAAGGCUGCUGCCCCUUCGACACUCGGCUGCAGAUGCAGACGGAGCAGGUGCUGAUGGAGGAACACGCCCUGGAGCAGCAGAAAGUUCUCGCUUCCGGUCCCUCUGAGGAGACUGCCUUUGACCAGCGUGCUCGUCGGAGGCUUCUCAAAGCUGAGCUGCCGGAGGAGUAUGUCCUGGACUUUGGCUAUGUCAUUCUCAGGAACAUCCACACACACGUCAUGAAGAUCACCAACACCAAGCAGUUCCCUGUGUCCUUUCACACCGACGGACGUGUCCUGUGUGACACAGGUUUCAGCGUAGACCUGGACCCUGUGAAGCACCUGCCCUGCUGCAAGACCAAGACAUUUGAAGUGCGCUUCGACCCACCAAGUGCCAAUCUGCCACUGGGAGCCGUGGACGUGCUCCUGCCCAUCAAGGUACCUCACGGCCCCACGUUUCACGUCCACCUCCGUGCCAACGUGACUGUGCCGUCCCUCUGCCUCUCCAGGGACAGACUGGAGUUCUCCGCUGUCCAGUGUGGGCAGUGCCAGGAAGAAACCGCCCAGCUCCACAAUCAGCUCCAGGUCCCCUGUAAAUGGUUCAUCACCAUGAAUGAGCCUGUUAAGAAGGUGGACAAACGUUUGCCAGCGAGGGUGCAUCAGAAGCUGCUGCAGGAGUCGAAGGCCAAGCCCUGUGUUUUCAAGGUGCUGCCCUCGGCUGGAGCCCUGGCCCCAGGACAGCACUGCAACGUGCAAGUCAGGCUUUCACCCCCAGAAGAGUUCCACUUCACAGCAGGAUGCAUCCCAAUUACUCAGAGCCAGCAUGCAGGUGCCGUAGCCCCUGCUGCCCUGCUGCCCCCGGUGCUGCCGUACAGCUGUGGGGCGGAGGGGACGGUGGUGGUGAAGAACCCAUGCGAGUUCCCCAUCGAGUUUUACUCGCUGGAGUUCGACCAGCAGUACUUGCUGAGGAGCAGGUGA
Messenger RNA from Gavia stellata (red-throated loon), 5541 nucleotides. RefSeq names its product hydrocephalus-inducing protein homolog. The coding region runs from base 1 to 5541 and encodes 1846 amino acids. The record is from RefSeq and is a predicted model, not a curated record. NCBI's taxonomy places the organism in Eukaryota, Metazoa, Chordata, Aves, Gaviiformes, Gaviidae. The transcript has 34 exons. Gene Ontology annotation, cellular component: axoneme. Gene Ontology annotation, biological process: axonemal central apparatus assembly; cilium movement.